Trichoderma virens Gv29-8 is the source of this 1287-nucleotide messenger RNA. RefSeq lists its product as uncharacterized. Lineage: Eukaryota; Fungi; Ascomycota; Sordariomycetes; Hypocreales; Hypocreaceae. Gene Ontology annotation, molecular function: pyrimidine nucleotide-sugar transmembrane transporter activity. The transcript is spliced from 3 exons. The coding region runs from base 24 to 1235 and encodes 403 amino acids. Gene Ontology annotation, cellular component: Golgi membrane; intracellular membrane-bounded organelle. Gene Ontology annotation, biological process: pyrimidine nucleotide-sugar transmembrane transport. The record is from RefSeq and is a predicted model, not a curated record.
CCGUUCGCGCCACGUCGCCCAACAUGGCGAUUUCCCCUGGCACCGUUCCGUUUCUCGUGUCCAUGAUGUUGCUGACGGGUGUCUGCAACACAUUGGUCACCAAGUAUCAGGAUCAGCAAUGUGUUCGCAAUUGCGAGGAUGAGAAUCCCGCCCAUCGAGUCUUCUUCAAUCAACCCGUGCUUCAGACGGCACAGAUGUUUGUGGGCGAGAUGGGCUGCUGGCUUGUUGUGGGCAUUGCCGCAGCAUAUCGCCGCCUCUCAUCAAAGAAAUCCGCCGAAGAGCGUGGCUACCAGGCCAUCGACUCCAGCCGAACGGACGGCGACGACGACGAGGCGGUUGAAAUCAACCAACCAUCUGUUUUACGGGGCUACCGAGUUUUGCUGCUGGCCCUCCCUGCCAUCUGCGACAUCUGUGGCACCACCUUGAUGAACAUUGGCCUCCUUCUUGUUGCGGCGUCUAUUUACCAAAUGACCCGAGGCGCACUAGUUCUAUUCGUGGGUCUUUUUAGCGUCGUCUUUUUGCGGAGGACGCUGCAUCUAUUCCAGUGGAUCUCAUUAGUGGGCGUGGUUCUUGGAGUAGCUGUCGUUGGACUUGCGGGUGCUAUUUGGCCAGACGUCAAAGCCCACGUCAUCUCGUCUCUUACGGGUGCCCCAGAUGGACUUUCCGACGUUGCCAAGGCAGUCAUUGGUGUUUCUCUGAUUGCUGGGGCGCAAAUAUUCACGGCCACCCAGUUUGUCUUGGAGGAGUGGAUGCUCGAAAACUCCCCCAUCGACCCCAUCCAGGUGGUUGGUUGGGAAGGCCUGUUUGGCUUCAUUGCCACAGUCGCGGUCAUGAUUGUUCUGCACCUGGCUAUUGGGCGAACAGAAGCAGGACGAUAUGGCUAUUUCGAUGCCGCUGAAGGACUUCGUCAACUGCGAGACCAGAAAGCCUUGUACAUUUCAAGUAUUAUUAUCAUGAUAAGCAUUGGUGGCUUUAACUUCUUCGGGUUGUCCGUAACUCGUACCGUAAGUGCCACUUCUCGCUCCACGAUUGAUACUUGCAGAACGCUCUUUAUCUGGAUCGUUUCUCUCUUUCUUGGAUGGGAGUCUUUCAAGUGGCUGCAGAUUGUUGGAUUUGGUUUGUUGGUUUACUCUACAUUUUUGUUCAAUGGCAUCGUCCAGCCCCCUUUUGAGUUUUUGCGAACGGAGGGAGAAACCGAGGAGCUUCUCCCUGAGGAACCAAUCGAGCACCAGUAAAUUUUGCUACAAGAUUUUGUCAACAAAUUACACAUGUAUUGUUGCAAUCGAG